This is a messenger RNA of Acanthoscelides obtectus, 222 nucleotides long. Lineage: Eukaryota; Metazoa; Arthropoda; Insecta; Coleoptera; Chrysomelidae. The record is from the annotation of a GenBank genome assembly.
AUGACUAUAAAGAUCAUGCCAUUGAUAGAAAAACACGGCCCCAUAACAAUUCACGUAUCUGGAGUUGAAUGCAUGACCGAUGAUCACAAAAAAGCAAACGUCAUAUAUGCGAAUGCUAAAAUUGUGGAAGAAAGUGAAGAAUGGAAUCUCCAGAAAAUUGUCAACGACCUGUCGGACUUUUUCUACGAGAAAGAUAUCAAGAAAGCGUCAAAUUGCACAUGA